Austrofundulus limnaeus is the source of this 1554-nucleotide messenger RNA. It is a transcript of the gene cd151, whose product is annotated as CD151 molecule. NCBI's taxonomy places the organism in Eukaryota, Metazoa, Chordata, Actinopteri, Cyprinodontiformes, Rivulidae. The coding region runs from base 492 to 1199 and encodes 235 amino acids. Gene Ontology annotation, biological process: cell migration. Gene Ontology annotation, cellular component: plasma membrane. The record is from RefSeq and is a predicted model, not a curated record. The transcript is spliced from 7 exons.
UUGUCCAGAAUGGAAGCUCGCGGCACAAAAACAGAGUCAUGCGGGGUAAUUUGUCUGAAAUAUCUACUUUUUGUCUUCAAUAUUUUAUUCUGGGUGAGUCCACAUAAAGAAUUUUCCAAAAUAGAAGCAAAAAGUGAACUUUUUUUUUAAACAAAUGUACUAAAUACUGCUUGAAAAGAUGUGCAAUAUAAAUAAUAAACAAUGUAUUGCAACACAGUCACUUGYUUGCAAAAGUUGCAACAGCUAUUUUUUUUCCUCAGUUAAGUUUCAUUUUAGAUUUUAAGCAUGAAAAGAUCAACAUAUUUGUAUUAAAUGCAGCUGACUCCAACACUAUUAAGCUGCAUGCCUGAUGGGGGUCACAGUAAAUCAAUAAGGUGUUGUCUCGUUUGCAUUCUGAUCGUAUUUUUUAGGAACAAUGUCUGAACUGUUUUGAGUUAUCUGCUGCAUUCUUGAUCUGAGCAUCUGGUCUGAAUUGUGCUGAUGAUGGUGGUAUGCUGUGGAAGCUGGCAGGAGGGGUCGUGCUGGCAGUGGGCGUGUGGACUCUGGUGGAAAAGAGUGACUACAUCAGUUUGUUAAACUCCAACUUCUACUCAGCCUCUGCUUACAUCCUGAUYGUCGCUGGAGUGGUCGUGAUCGUGACCGGGAUCAUCGGAUGCUGUGCCACUUUAAAGGAGAUGAGAAGUCUUUUAAUUGUGUAUUUGGUUUUGUUGCUGUGUAUUUUCCUGUUAGAAAUCAUUGCRGGAGUCCUGGCUUACAUAAACUAUCAACAGUGUUUCCCUUUCUGCCAGCAGCUGGACGAGGAGCUCAGACAGAAUCUAAAGGACACUAUGCAGCAGAAAUACCAUCAGCCAGGAGAGGAGAGCAUCACACAGGCUGUUGACAAGCUACAGCAGGAGUUUAAGUGCUGUGGUAGUCACAACUACUCCGACUGGACAGACAGUGUGUGGAUCCAGAAAGCAGAKAAUAAGCGUCUCGUUCCUGAUAGUUGCUGCAAAACUCCCAGUGAGCUCUGCGGCCGCAGGGACCAUCCAUCCAACAUCUACAAAGUGGAGGGAGGAUGCAUCAUGAAAUUAGAGGUCUUCAUCCAGAGUCAGUUAUAUAUCCUUGGUGCGGUGGGUGUUGGGAUUGCAUUUCUACAGCUCGUGGGGAUGAUGUUCACUUGCUGCCUUUAUCGAAACCUGAAAGAAGAUCCGUAUUAAUUUUAAAACAUUGUUAAUGUGAGGUUGCCAACUUUCCAGUCUUUUCUUUGAAGUUUAUAAAUCUCAUCUCUUGCCUAUUGUUCUGUACAGCUGUUUCCAAAUAAUAAAACAUAAAARGUCUUAAAAUUACAAACACUAAAGAGACCAUAAAGCUGCAGGACAGCACUAAUCCUUUCUUCACAGAUAAUUCCACUCAUGUAUCAUUUUAAAACAAAGAAAACAGAUCAAAGACUUUUAAAAGGCUAAGAAAUCUGAAUUUUGUUUAAAAAGGUUUUAAAAUAUAACUUUUUAAAGCAAAAAAUGUAUUUACUUGGUCAACAAUAAAUUGUUUUACGCUGUUUGCAGAAAUGCAAAA